This is a messenger RNA of Owenia fusiformis, 4036 nucleotides long. The record is from the annotation of a GenBank genome assembly. NCBI's taxonomy places the organism in Eukaryota, Metazoa, Annelida, Polychaeta, Sabellida, Oweniidae.
CAGUUGUUGCGAUGGAUAUCAAAUGUAUACUCAUGUUUUAUUGUCUAACACUUCAAAACAACGAAAUAACGGGUGAUACUACAAUCAAUCUAACGAAAUAUGAUAAAGACAAACAUACGUUGGAUGCUUUGAAUAAUGCUCCUGAGCAAGUAGCUGGAUAUAUUUCGGAUGUGCACGGCAAUUAUACAUUUGACAAUCUCUACACGACUGAAGGAAUGUAUAUCCUACAAGAGAAAAAUAAAAACUGCGACAACCAAAAUCGGUUACUCAAUCAGCUAUCUGAAAGCGAUUUAGAUGAGAUCUUAAAUUUGGUAAACGUAUCUAAAGAUCAAUUCGAAGGAGAUAUUGUGCUAAAUAAGAAUCAAAAGAUUAGAAUAAUAUUGUUGUCUUUGCUUAAAGAGUCUAUCUACGAGCUAAACAUUGAAGCAAACAUUAAUGAAAACAUCACUUCAACACAACCACGUCAUGGACCAGCAACAAUGAAACCAAUUCACCAGCUACUAAAAGAAAUGGGACUCGACUCGAAGAACAAAGACGAUAAAGUUAAACAUAGAGUAAAAAGAAAGAUGGUUAGACGUGAAAAGGAUGAAAGGUGGACAUUUCCGAUCCAAUUUGCCUUCGAAGAUUUCUUCUUUUUGCCACAAACUAUCAGAAUGAGGAUUCUAGACGGCAUACGAGAAUGGGAAAAACUGACAUGUGCGUCAUUCCAAGAAGUAUGGUACAUUCCUACAUAUGCGUCCGGAAUUAGAUUUAUUACAGAUGAGAGCGUGUGUAGAUCCUUUAUUGGAAAGAAUCCCACCGGAAUAAAUGAUGUCAGGUUAUCUGCAACUCAUUGCAUGUUGCCCGGCACGAUUCAGCACGAGAUUGGACACGCAUUAGGCCUUGUACACGAACAAUCAAGGCCUGAUAGAAACUCCUACGUAUCGAUAAAUAAUGGCUCCAUUGUGGGAGGCAUGGCAUACAAUUUUCUAAGAAAAAACUGGAUUACAACGUUCACUGAUAACAUAGAAUAUGACUUCAGCUCCGUCAUGCACUACAAUAAAAGGGCCUUUAGCUUAGAUGGCGAAGAUACGAUCACAUCACGGAAUAAAAUAUACCUAAAUACAAUGGGGCAACGAGUUGGGUUGUCUUUCUCAGACGCCAUGAUAUUCAACUUUCAUUAUUGUAAUGAACGAUGCCAAGGGUUCAAAACACUCGUGUGGUCUGAGUGCCAACAUGGAGGAUACAGGGAUCCACUCAAUUGCAGUGCUUGUCGAUGUAAUGACGGAUGGACUGGGCCUUUGUGCGAUACAUUGGCCUCUUCAGAAUACGAAUGUGGUGGAGUCCUUCCUGCCAAUCAAUUUGCGACUGAGCUGUCUUUCCCGGAAGGUUAUCCACAUACACGCUACAAUCAUGAGGUAUCAUGUACCUGGCUCAUACAGGCGCCAGUUGGGCAACAUGUGAAUGCAUACUUUAUAGAUGACUUUGGCAUAGAUUUAACCAAUGGGAGCUCGAGCUGUUCAUAUCUAGAUUGGAUAGAAGUUCGAUUCUCCGACAUGGGACAAACAGGACCAAGAUUCUGCGGCUCUGUGUUGCCAGAUGUUACAUUUGUCUCAAGAGAUAAUGAGAUCAUAAUACUGUUGAGAUCCCAUGACAUCGAUUACGUUGAUGGUAUUGGUCUACGGAGAGGAUUCAAACUUGAAUAUUGCCACAACAAGAACCAGUGAGCUACCUUGUCAAUCACUUAAAUUAACAAACAUAAAGAAUCGACAGCAAAGGUGGAGAGAAGGAGUAUUUGUCCUACAAGCGAUGGAAUGGAAUUUUAAACCAGUUUAUAAGCAUUUAAUAGAAGCCGAAUUCCUUUACUUUCACUGUGGUCACUGGUUGGUUGGUUCUACUAUUGGAGAAUUAGAAGCUGGAUUGAAGGUGAAAAUUACAACAACGACACCAUCUGCCAUAACUGGCCAGUGGAUGUCUCUGAACUCGGGUCUCUGGCUUCCUGAGAAUGAAUUGUCCCUAUCGUGCAGUAGUGUCUGUGAUGGCCUUUGGGUAAGCUGGAUUUCAAGGGAUGCUUCUAACGCUCAUCUCAUUGGUGCGUAUCGUAUUGCUGGAUCUGACGACAAUGGAGUGCCGAUUUACAGAAAAGCAAACUCUGACAGCGAUAGUGUAGUCACCCUCCGUAUGAUCAAUGGCAAAAAAUGGCAACUGAGUUCAGCAUCUUCUAUUCUUGAAUCACCGUUUAUGACAAACGAAACUAACCCUGCAAAAAUUGUUCAUAAGUGGCAGGUAACCGGUGGAGGCGAAAUUAAGAUCGAAUGUUACUUUGGUCCUAUACCUUGUGAAAGGUUCCUGCUCACUGGGUUGCCUCGUCAUCAAAGGGGACUAGGAGGUAUUUAUUUUCUAAAUGGAACUCUUUCCAAUGGACGACCAGUCUAUGUUCACGAAUCCAGAAACAUGUCCUUGUUUCAUGUAGUGCUUACAGAGAAAAUAAGAUAUUGGUAUGUUACACUCUGGAAUAAGCCGGAUGACGUCUAUAUGAAAGUCCUUGACGUAGCGAUGGUGCCGGGUGAAAUAAAUGCCACUUGGGAGGUAUAUUCUGGUGAAUCUGAGCAAUUUGAGUAUGCAGAUACAGUUUCUGUAAACUGUUAUACAGUUGAUGAGAUAAACCAUUGCGAGCGGUUUUUUAUCAACGGGGUUACAAGUUACCAAAGAAAUCGACAAGGUAUUUUCUCUUUGAGUGUGCAGACUUGGAUGAAUAGACCUGUUUAUAUCCAUGAGUCGGGAAGAGAGUUUCUAUACUAUAGUGUAGAUCUCGGGGCGUGGAUUGUUGGACCAAACGUAGGCUCAGUAGUAGGAGGAAUUUUUGUGUCCGACGCAGCACUGUCGCCACGGGAUAUCGACAGUGAUGCACAAUGGCGUAUCGUGUCUGGAGGUCGGCUUGUCACUUUCUCAUUAAAGGGAGUUUGCCUGACAGUUGAUAAGAUAAACCAUUGCGAGCGGUUCUACAUCAAUGGGAUUACAAGUAUACAACUAUAUCGACGGGGCGUUUUCACUCUGAGUGCGCAGACUAUGAUGAAUAGACCCGUUUAUACCCAUGAGUCAGGAACAGGGUAUCUCUUUUAUAGUACAUAUUGGGGAGCGUGGAUUGUAGGACCAGACAUAACAUCCAGAGCAGCGGGAAUUAUUGUGAAUGACGCAGCAUUGACGCCGCGUGAUAUCAACAUUAAUACACAAUGGCGAAUCCUUUCUGGAGAUCAAUUUGUCCCAAUGUCGUUAAUAACGGGAGUUUGCUUGACAGCUAACUCCUGUAGGGAGCUGCAAGUGACCGGUUUCAACGGGGUCCGUUCCCUCGCAAACGGUCGAUACGUGAUCCGUGGAGGUCUGUUGAACCACAGGGCAUCAUAUCAGCAUACAUCGAAUAAUUAUUACAUUUACUAUUAUAUUCGCUAUCAAAUAUGGAUCAUUGGUCCUCAACUAAAUAGUGACAGAGCUAUUGCAACAUCAGGAAAUGUUGUCGUUGACGCAGAGAAGACAACUGCAUGGACCAUAUCCCUUAAUGGGCAGUGGGUGGUAGAACCGAAUAUUCGAUUGAGGUGCUCACUAUAUCCUACAAGGUCUCUUCCGUCAAGUUCUCCACCGACCACCAUAGUGAUGAAACCGAGGACUAUCUUCCCCACUACCAGACCAGAGGCAACAUCUUCUAGACCUACUAAAGCUACUACUACCUGUGCAUCAACUACAACAUCAAGACCAUCAAGGCCAACUACGCCAAUUGCAGUUGGUUUAGCCACCACUGAACCUGAUACAACAGAAGGUUCAACCACUAAAACUGACACCACAGGAGGCUUAGUAACCACUGAACUUGACACUACAGAAGGCUUAGCCACCAUUGAACCUGAUACAACAGAAGGUUCAACCACUAAAACUGACACCACGGGAGGCUUAGUAACCACUGAACUUGACACUACAGAAGGCUUAGCCACCACUGAACCUGAUACAACAGAAGGUUCAACCACUAAACCUGACACCACAGGAGGCUUAGAAACCACUGAACUUG